This is a messenger RNA of Prorocentrum cordatum, 3091 nucleotides long. The record is from the annotation of a GenBank genome assembly. NCBI's taxonomy places the organism in Eukaryota, Dinophyceae, Prorocentrales, Prorocentraceae.
GCCGCCGCCCGCGCGCGCGCCAACGGCGGGGCGCGGACAGCUGGCGCUCGCCGCUCGCCCCGCGAUGGCGGCCGCGGCCGGGGCCGGGGCGGCGGCGGCUGGAGGCGGCCACGCCUACCUGGUCGACGCCCUGCAGGCCGAGGUCGCCAAGUGGCGCGGCGUGGCGGAGGAGCUGCGCGGGCGCCUGCGCGGCGCCGAGGCCGCGCACGCCGCGGCGCAGGAGAGGGCCGAGGGCGCGCACGCGCAGGCCCUGCAGGGCGAGCGGAAGCGGGUGGCGGCCUUCCAGAAGCAGCGCGACGCCUUGGCGGCCGAGGUAGAGGACGUCAAGGAGCUGCACGCGCGGCAGGUCGACGCGCUCCGGCGCAGCGCGGCGGGACGCGAGGCGGCCCAGGUGGACCUGGCCGUGCUGUACGACCGCCACGUGCGGCAGCUGCAGCUCUGCUUCGAGGCCGCCGCAGUGCCGGUGCUUCGGAGCUGCCGCCAGGGCCAGCAGGUCGAGGCGGCCGCGCUGCAGGAGUGUGUCGCACAGCUCGAGCUGGGCCUCCAGGCUGUCAAGAUGCAGCGGCUGGAGCGCCGCCGCGUGCUUCAGCAGACGCUGGAUCGGCGCGCCUGCGAGCGGCAGGGCCGCAGCGACCGCCGGGAGGAGGCCACCGAGUUUCAACAGCGGCGCGCCCAGUGGCUGCAGGUCCAGCUGGCCAGCAUGCGAGAGGCCCACGCUCUCGAGCUCGAGGCCUUCGAGGAGCGCCUGCUGGAGGAGGAGCAGACCGCGGACGCCCGCCUCGACAGCCUGCUGGGCAACGAGGUCGACGCUGGCGUCAGCCACGCCCUCCGCAGUGCCGCGGUGGCGGCUGCGCCAGGGCCACCCCCGCCAGACUGGGAGGUGGAGCGGCUGCGGCAGGAGGCGGGGACGCAACGCAGGAGCCUGGCCGAGGCCUUGCGCCAGCGCGGCAGCUGGGCCGGGACCCCCCCGGAGCUGGCUUCUGCACGCGCGAGCGCGCGGAGCUCCAGGGAGGCCGUCGGCGCGAGCGCGCCAGGGGAGAGGUCGCCCGGCAGGAGCCCGGCGGUGCUUCAGCCAGGCGCCCACCAGGAGCCCGCCGCCGUGGGAGAGGGCGCCCCGCAGGCCCGCCGGGAGCUCUCCACACCCCGCCGGCCAGGCGCCCGCCAGGAGCCCACGGCCGUGCCGCCUCGCGAGCGGCCUGCUCUCGGGGAGCCCGCAGAAGCUCCCCGCCAGCCGGCCACCCGCCCAGGGCCUCUGGCCGUGCACCAGGAGCAGGUCGCCACCAGAGGGCCACCAGACGCGGCCUGCGAGCCAGCCGCCAGGCCCGUGCAGAGCACGGAGGGUGCAGAGGCAGAGCCGACGCCCUCGGGGGGCCUCUCAGGCAGCCUGCGGAGCUCCGGCGGCGUCCUCUUCGGCGGCGGUCUCGGCGCAAGCACCGGGCCGAGGGUCGGAGGAGGCUCCCUCGGGCCUGCCGCGCCGCCGGACGGCAGCGGCGGCGGCGGUGGCUUCUUCGGACCCCAGGGGCUCAUGGCCGCGGCCCGUGAGCUUGUCCAGGAGCUCGCCGCUGCCGGCGAGCCAUCCAACCUCUCGGAGCCGGCAGUCGUAGGCAGCGAGCCAGGAGACCCCUGGGAACCCACGGCCGCGGGCCGCGAGCCAUCGGGGUUGGAGCCUGGGGCCUCGGAGCUCGUCGCAGCUGAGGCGCGGCGGAGUAUCGUCGGCCAGCUGUUCGAUGUGCUGGACACGGACGGCGACGGACUUCUGAGCCAGCAGGAGAUGGAGCAGUUCGCGCGCCACCAUGGCUUCGAGGGCUCGGACGACGAAUGGGCGAAAGAGUUCCAGCUCCUCUGCGGGAUGCCAAUCUUUGGCGAAACCUCGCGCGGCCAUCGAAUGGGGGUGCCACUGGAUAGAUUCAGGACGCUGGUUGACGACCAGUCAGAGGCUGGCCUGUUCUGCUCCCACGAGGAGCUCUGCCAGCUGCUGUUGGAGCUCAGGCAGGGCCAGCCGCAGCGUCACGAUGAGGCCCAGCGGUCGGGGCUGCUGACGCCCUCGCCCUUCGAGGCUGCGCCCUACGGUGCUGCCCCGCACGGCGGGGACACGGACGAGCACUGCGCCGCGCCGUUAGGACCGCCCGCCGCGGCAGAGCCCCUGGCCGAUUCCCGCUGGCAGGCCGCUGCUGGGCAGCAGACUGCUCACCCGCCGCGGGCGGCGCCGCCCGCCGCUGGUCGCGAGCGGGCGGCGGCCUGGCCAGCAGUAGCGGCCCGCGAGCCGCCGGGCCAGGCAGCCCUGACCUGGGAGCCAAGCUAUGCCCGCGGGCCCGGCACUCUGGAGGCCCGUGCGCCCUCGCGGGCAUCGAGCCGAGAGCCUUCCCCGACGAGGGACUCCUCGGCCCCGGCGGCCGCGUGGCCGCUCGUGCGCGUGCCCUCUGCGGCCAGCCGGCCAGCCGCCCCGCCCCUGGGGCCGGCGGCGGCGCCAGAGCUACCCGACGAGCCCGCGCAGGGGGCAGGCGAGCCCGCGUCGGCGGGGCGCGAGCCGCCCGCCAUCCUGGGGGCCCCCUCCGAGUCCGCGCGUGCGUGCAGGCAGCAAGGCGGCACGUGCUCGGGUGGCGGCCGCCCGCAGAGGGCGCCCAUGGUGCCCCUGAGGACGCCAGACCCGCCGCCGCCGGCAGCGCCCCCGGAGCCGCCGCAGCUGCUCGCGCCGCCGAGGCCAGGGGCGCGGUACUCGAGGUACACCGUCGACAACAGCCUGCUGCAGGCACCCACCCGCGGGCUGCAGUACCGACAGACCAGGAGGCUCGAGGACAAGGACCUCAAGAGCAUCGCGGCCUGGGGCUCCGUCGUCCACGGCAUUGACUGCGGCGACGGCUGGGUCGAGGUCUACAACCGCUUCCUGCCCAUGCAGGUCGGCGGCGUGCGGGUGCUCGCGCCUUGCCCUGGCAACCUUCUCCGAGACUCCUGCUCGAUGUCUGACCCGCUCGACCCGGGCCUGGCCGAGCCCGCCCUGAGGAUCAGCAUCGUCUAAUUUAUCCCCAUCCCCACUUGGCCAUUGCACCUCGGCCCCACCAGCCAACCCUCCCUCUUGGGGACAGGCCCCGCG